AGAGAAAGAGCCAAGAGGACGAGCAAAUACAUUUAAUCGCUUUUAUGGUUUCAGGGGGGAAAAAGCAUUUAGAAUUACUUUGUGUAUUUAUGUCUAUUCGACAGAGCAUUGUAAACAAAUGAGUUUUUAUCUAUCUAUCUAUCUAUCUGACUAUCUAUCUAUCUAUCUGUAUAUCGAAGGAUUUUGUGGAUUCAAGGCUUGUUAACGUUUGUUUGUUUGUUUUUGUUUACAUUUAUGAUAAACCCUUUAUGCUUUAUCACCAUGAGCCUUUUUUUCCCAUCUUACUGGUCUUUUAACACUUUCAGUCAUUUUUAUUUGUUUUUGUUUUUUUCCCCACACUUUUAAACAUUCACAGAAGAGGAGAAGUUAGGUGAUGACACUUUGUAAAGAUACCUAAAGGAUUGUGUGCUGAUUUGAGAUUGAUGUAUUAAUGGUUUCCUUUGCAUCAUUACCUGGACAUUUUGUAUUUGAAGCUUUAGAACGUUACUGGAGAAAUAACACUCUAGAAAUCCAAUUAGCAUAAUUUUGGAACGAAAGUCACUUUUUAAUGAAUAUUCAAGAGCAGUAAACGUACUAAUUUGUACUUAUGCCGCACAACAAACUUUAUUAGCUGGCGUUAAUCAUACACACACAGUCUUUAAGUCUAAGGUAAGAAGUGUGUUACACAUGAUAGGCUGUGUUACAUGAAAAACAAGGUUGUGAUUACAACAUGGUCGAAUGGAGAUGGAUACUGUGACAUAUGUGAGGGUUGGAGGAGGGGAGAGACAUUUAAACAAACCGUUUACUUGUUCUGUCUGUACUUUGACUUCUUGGCCCUGGUUCCCUUGCAAAACGGAUCUGAACAGGCAUCACCUGGAUGAAUCAAGUCAAUGAAAUAUAUUUGAAUGGACUGGUCACUGAGUUAUUAAAAAGACGUCAGAUUUUAUGUCUUUUUAAAGCCGACAUUGGGAUAUGUAGGUUAAGCUGAGAUGGAGCCUUAAAACAGGCUUAAGAGUCUUUUCAGCCUGCACUAACAGGCAUUCUUGUGUGUGACACAGGCUGGAGUUGUAAAUGCCCCAGGUCUUUCUCUAGUGAAGAGGGUAUUUCUCAUCAGUGGACACAGCACAGAGGCUUUGUGCUCCUCAGCUAAAUUGCACAACUCGCAUUACACAGAAAAUGCCACUCUACUGACACAGCCUAAUUUUGUAAACUACAUCGGUACAUAAAUGUAGUCCUGGUUUAUUUAAAACGGGAUCCUUCUUGGCCGAGUUGUUAUAUACUUCAUGGCAACAUCCACGGCUCUAUUGUUCGCUGUUUGUUUUGUAUGGAGAGGCUAAUAUAAGGAAUGAAGCAUCUGUUCUGCUGAGCGUUCUGAUGUGCCGCUCGUCUCUUCUGGGAAAUGCAGCUCGCCACUCUGAUGCAUUCACUUGACAGCUGCUUGAUUCUGUGGAGAUGCUUGGAAACCAUUAGUGGAAAUGAAUUGCAACCUCCCCCUGCCUUUUUUCCCCCCCUCAUUCAGAGGCUUGCUCCCUCACUAAGGCACACGCACCCACACUCCUCUCUCAGUUUGUAGUGCAAACAAAUGGCCAUUGUUGCUUUUUGUGGUACAGCAGCUGAACACAAAAGAAGGUCUUGAUAUACUUGGUGUAGUACCUCAGCUGAAGAGAGCGAAGGAGAGAAAAGUAGAGCUGUCAGGGCUUGUUUUGUGGUUGAGAUGUUUCCCAAGGAAACUAUGCAGUAGUUUUCCAGACAAAUGAGGCUUUGAUAUCCAACAUCCAGCUCAAUAUGAACCUAUUAACAAUAAACACGAAUACUUGAAAGUUCAAAGUGGGUUGACUUUUUAUGGGUUUGUUCUGUAGGAUACUUCAUUUGCAGUAUCAUGAAAACAAAUCAGUCGUUCUGUUUCAAAAGUAAUGGUAAAUAUAAGAGGCCAUGUGGUUAUAUGAAAAGAUUAUGAUAUUUGUAUUAUGACGGGUGGCAUAAUGCAAAUAGAUGAGCCUUUACUAUCCAAAGGUUGAUUAUUUUCCAAUUACAGCACAUCCUAGAGUGUUAUACUCCUCAUAUAUUCCCACAGGCAUUUAGCAUUGAUUAUGUUUGUAUUUUAUUUACUGCUGUUGAACGUCUGUGAGGCAAGUUAAUUCCUGUUACACUUCCACUGAAAUUAUAACGGCUAUAAUCCGUUGUUCUUUCAGAGUCUCUUGAAGUUAAUAAGAUGACAAGUUUGUCAAGUUACUGUGAAAGUGCAAAGACAGAACACGCAGUAACAGUUACUGGAGACUCUUUCCAUAAAUGUUGAGUAAACAUCAUCUUCUCUUUCAUCCACUCAACAAUUUCUACACCUUUUAUUAGGUCACAACACUUAUUAUAAGCUGUAGGUUAUGUGUUAAGUGUCCACAAGUCCUUGUGAAUUGCUUGUUACAAUAGAAAAUAUAAUGGAUUUAAAGCAGCACAUUUAAUAUAAACGUGCGAUUUUAAAUUCCAGAUAGAAAUAGUGUCUGUGCUGCUGUUCUAGAAAAUGAGUCCCAUUUUGACUAGUCAGAAUCAAGAAUCCAACAGUGCCAAGUAAAAGUAAGUGGCUAUUAGUUUAUGCAAAGCAGUAAAGGUUUACUUUGGAAUCUAGUUUAUUAUUUACUCAACCUAAAGAGCCAACACACCAGUGGUGUAGAUGGGUGAUACAAAUGCUGACGAAUGAACGCAAUCCAGUGUUUUUCUUGAGAAUGCUUUCGGAAUAUGGAAACACAAAUGCUCUACUGGAAAUUCAAGGACUGUGCUCAGUUAUUUAAGAUUAAGAAAAAUAACAGGGUCAUGGUGACCUCAGAAUGCCACACAGAGAGCUUUUGUGAGUCCUCUUUAAAUGAGGAAUACAACUUGUACCGCCUUCAAGCAACAGUUAAAAAAAAUUGUCACGUGCUGGCCACCAUGUUCAGGUCAGCCAUUACUGGGUUUUGAAUGUAUGCAGAUCUUUAUUUUGUUACUGUUUGUACCCAAGACCAUGCUCAACCAUGUUUGCCUUAUAAUGACUGCCCAUUUCUUGCAAUGAGAAAACAAUUCAGUUGGAUUGUGGGGCAUUACCUAUGAGCAUUUAUGUGGUCUUUUAAAAGGAAACAUGUUUGGUUUUUAUAUAGAUAUCCUGAGCUUUGAUGAAUGAGUCAUGGGCAUCUUGAGAUCAGGGAUAAUAAAAUGAAUCUGGGCAGAGGAUGGUGUGUCAUUAUUUAUUUUCUGUGCUCAUUUUUUCCAUUAUGGGGUGGAUUUAUUUAAAAAACAAAGAAAAAAGGUGUUAGCCUUGUUGAACCCAUCAGUAAAUAUGGACGCAUGUUCUCAUUAAUCAGAACCAUCACCUUUUAGCAAAGUUUCAGGGUGGCACAAAUGUAGGCAAAGCCCAAGAACUAAAUAAUUAACUUCCAACCUUAUUUUUUUUAAUAUAUAUUUUUUUAGAUUUGCCUCAUGUUCAGCUCUCUAUCAGAGACAGGUGACACUUUCUGAUUUAGCAGCUGUUGUUGUUAAAGGUGCUUUAUUAGAAAUGCAGUGGGGUGAUUAUUCUUUCUGUUGUCACCUUUCCAUGUCUCAUCGUUCUUAUCUGUCUAUUUAUCUGUCUAGCUGUCUCUCACCUUUCAUUUUGAUUGGCUGUGAUGUUUUGGGAGUUGAAGCAGAGUUGCUGCACUGAUGAAGACCUCCUACUGUGUAAAUGGGGGUGAUGUUUGAAAUGCCAGUAGUUUGGGCUGUUUGCCCGCCUGCUACCCUCCAUUAGCACCCUGAAGCGGAAGAGUGUGUGCUGUACUCACAAGAGCUGACGGGGGAGAGGGAGAAAGAGCAGUGUGUUGAGUAAGGUCUUGCAUAUUCAUAGCCAAGGGACAGCUGCUUUCACUGGAAGCACCAGAAUCUCACUAGUUAUCAUAGACACAUAGGCACACGCACACACACACAGUGGCUGUGCAUCUGCAAGCAAGCCCCGUCUUAUUUAUUGAUCUCUCUGCAUUUAAAAUUUGGUCACUGCUGCCACAGAGCGUCUCCAUUUUAGCUGUGUUUGCAGCUGCUGCUGCAGACAAGUGAUUUCCCCCCCCCCCCAAACGCAACAUGAAACAAGUGAGGAAGGGUAUGAAGAAAGUCUGUCCUUGAAUGACUGUGAGGCAAAGAGACAAAGAGCUUGGGCCAUAUGCAAAACAUAGUAUGCACACUAUGCACUCAGUUUAUCAGUCACAAAUUAAUGAAGUUUUUAGGCGUUUAAUGACUGGCUGGAGUCUCUGUACACCCUUGACACCAUCCAGUGGUCAGAGGACUGUGGAUAAAUGGCCAGUAACAAUGCUGUAUAUGCUGGAUGCUGGAUACGAAGGCAUGAUGUUUUCCAAUCAAAUUAUACCAUAUACCAUAGUGAAUAAACUAUCAAAUCUGCUUCACACGUUUUUGUGGUUGUAAUCCUUGUGUACCACAUUGUCAUUUCCCUUAAAUCACAGCUAGCUAUCCCUGGUCUUGGAGUAACCCUGGAGUAUAUUUUAGUGAUUUUUACUGCUCUAAUAUACCUACAGUUAAUUAUCUGAUUAGUCAAAUUAGGUGAGUUAAACCAGGAAAACACCAAAAAUGUGAAGUACCGCAGGACCUGGGUUUCAGUUGUUAUCUUUAAAUAAUCCAUAGAGUCCCAUGGCUGUAACAUUAGCCAUCGUUGCGUGUGUGACACUUCAAAGACCUUUUAGUCAGAGGCCUAGCUCUGACCUUUUGUGCUCCCCCACGGCUCCAAAACUGAAACGGCUGAACAGAACAGAAAUAAGACUCCUGCAUUAUUUCGUUCUCACUCUCUGUAGACUGGCCGUGGUGAACUGGCAGGAAAGGGCUGUCGUGUAGAAGAGCAUUUUAAUGGGAGAUGUUUUCUCUGUUCUUUAUUGAGGCUGGUAUUGAUGUGCUGCUGCUGGUUGUUGUGCUUUGAUGGAAAUCUCCUGAGCACCUCCAGGCUCGCGUGGCUCUUCGACACAAGGCACAUAUUUAGCCCUAAAUAAAGCAGGCUGCAAGUGAGCGCUUGCAUUACUGGUUUUUGGGAAGCAAUACAUUAGGCUUUAAAGGCUUCCUGUAGUCGACAGCUAUUACUUGAUGGAGCAAAUUAGCCUUUUAACAAAUCAUACUGUGUGUGUGUGUGUGAGAGAGAGAUGAGCAUCCUGACCUAAUGUGCAGUCUGCGAUAAUUAAGGAUUGAGAUGUGAGAACAACCUAUUGCUGACUUUCAAAAUGAAAAUCCAUCAAAUAAUAUAAAUUAUGAUAUUAUGGGUCUCGCUGCAUCCUGAUAGUUAGAUGUUGCAGUAAAAAGCCCUGCUUUAAUUUUUUACCAGCUGUAAUUAUGUGCUUUGGUAUCGCAACCAGUAAUUUGUAAAUGUUGAAUGAAAGCAGAUGCAUUAAUUGUGAUUCCUCAUUAUAAAGUGAACUUUGUGAUGCUGAGCGGUUGUAUUGCAAGCUUUGCACACAUGAAAUGUAGAUGAGUAGCACAACUGCAGAUUUAUGAAUUUGAUUAUAGAUUUGCAGUUGUAGCCUGAUGAGGUUUCUAAUCAGCGGUGUGAUCUAAAGAAAGGCUGUGUUAGUUCAAUUAAAGUGGUAUUGUUAGUGCAGCCACAAAUAGCACAUCUCGUGAUACCUACAGCUACUAUAGGUAGUGUCUGUGUGUGUAAAUAAGGUGUAAUGGUGCUCACGGGAGGGUAUAAAUACACCCCAGCAGUGCGGAAGCACGCCCAGAUGGAUCUGUGUUUAAUGAAAAUAAGGCAAAGCUGCUGGCUCACCAGAAUGUGUCAGAAGGGGAGGACAAGCUGGCAGUCGUGCUGAUAACCUCCUGCCUCAUCUAGAGUUCGAGAAAGCUGAGAAGGAAACAAAAUUAUUCUCUCAGUGGGUAUUCACCACCGAAGAUGUGCUUUAAUCAUGGAAUAGGUUUGAUCUGUGUCCAGGAAACUCUGGCACUGAUCAAAUAUUACUGCAUUGUGCACUUUUAUUAAUCAUAAGUGGGAAGUUUCCCCUCUUUUAACAAUGGACUAGUCACUAUGAAUAACAUGCUGAAUGUAUAACCAGAAUAUCUAUUGUUUUUCAAAUGCAGUUUUCAUGUAACUUGAUCUUUUGUGUUAUUGUAUCUUCAUGCUCAGUAAUACCGUACCGAGCCUAUUGUCUUAACUAUAAUUGUGAUACCUAAUUUAUAGUAAUAGAUCUCUCUUUUUCAGUUCUUGUUCAUUUCAGCAUGCUUAGAUCUUUUUUGAUCUUUCAGGGCGGAAAAAGAUGAAUAACUAACCCAGAUUAGAAAGAUGAAUAACUAAUCCAGAUUAGAAAGAUGAAUAACUAACCCAGAUUAGAAAGAUGAAUAACUAACCCAGAUUAGAAAGAUGAAUAAAUAACCCAGAUUAGAUGAUCAUGUUGAUAAGAGUGUGUGUGUGUGAGAGACCAUAUUUUACAGGUUGUGGAUUACUCAUGUUCCUGCACUGAAGUUCACUUCUUAUUAAUCACUAUGGAGUCUGGCGAGAGACUGCCAUCCUCCACCCACUCCCAGCCAUCUAUCAGCUCUUCUGCCACGCCUCCAGCUUCAUCACCAAACAUAACAAGCGAUAGUGGACAUUUGUUUCAGCUGGUUAGUGAUCCAGGUUUUAGAGCGUCUUUCCCCAUGUUGAGCCAUCCAGCAUUCAGACUGUACGCUCCUCUAUCUGGAUGCUCCGAUUUCAGAGGCCUGGGGAUUUUGGGAUUGCAGGGAGGCUUAACAUCCCACCCACAACUUGGAGCAUUUCCAGACUGGUGGCGGGCUUCCGAUGCACAACUCCAUGGAGCUGCAGCACUCUUUCCUCCUCUCCUGGGUCUGCCUCCUCUAUUCACACCUCCAUCACUGAGCCAGUCACACACUCCCAAGAAGAGCACACGUGGCUCUGCUAAAGGGUUGAAUGGUGCAGUCAGUGGCAAUGGCAAAGCAAAAUCUGCUUCCUCUGGAGCAAGCUCUACCUCCUCUUCACCCUCACCAGCCUAUACAACCUCUGAACAGAGCAGCACACUGAAAUCAAGUCUGAACCCUCAAAAUAAAACCACCAAAUCCAACCUCAGCCACUGCAAGACUGAACAGUCAGCCACCAAUCCUCCAAACUGGAGCAGGAAGCAGAAGAUCAAGACGGAUCAAGUCCAAGAGAAAGCCAGCCACAAAGCAAAAGAGAAACUCUGUAUGACUGUGGCAGAGAUAUCCAGCAACAGUGAUAGCCAAUCAGGAUCCAGUUCUGACAGCUCUAGUGACACACUCAGCAGUUUGGGUUCUGUCGACCUGGAGAAUGAAGAUGAUGAUGAGGAUCUGAGUGUAUGCAGCGUAGACUCAGACUCCCAGAGACGACACAGAGUGAACAGGAAGGUUAAGGACUCCUCACAGAUGGACAAAGCUACAUGCUGCUUUUCUAAUAGACUGGAUAUGUGCUCUAUGGACCUAACCCAAUCCCAGGCAGCUCCAUUACUCUUCCGCAGCUCAGAAACCAGAGACGAGCACAGCAAACACACUAGUGUCAUCCAGGCUACAGGAGCAGCAGGCAGCACCAAGGCUUUCUCAGUUUCUACACAACCCAACCAAGAUGCCUUUUCCAAACCUUUGUGUCUGACCUUGUCUCCCAAACCUUCCUCACAAUCGUCUUCUCCAAAAACUCUCUCUAUGUCCUCAUCUCCAAAGCGUUGCUCUCUCUCUGCAUCUCCAAAACCACUUUCUCAAACACGUUGUCCAAAGCCAACAUCUCUUUCCUCCUCUCCCAACACUUCCAAUAUCACCUCCUCACCCAAACACUCCUCUAUAACGAAAGCCAGGAGUUCUCAAGAUGAGUCCUUCUUGCACAUCAGUGACAAACAGGCAAAGGAACACCAAGAAGCAAAUAAAUCCCUGAAGAAGAGUUUUUCGGCCUCCUCACGAUCACCUCAGAAUAGCCCUAAGCUCAAAUCCCCCAAACCCCAGCACUCUAACCUGUUUCUCACCUCCACCCUGCUGAAGAACACUCCCCAUUUUAAUGGAGUUGUUGAGAGUACUGUGCAGGAUGCUCCCCUGGCACUUAUUACCAAACCUCGCUCAGACAGCUCUAAAACCCCAGAUAAGCCUUUACUUGCAGCCACCAGUCCCUGCUUUAACACCCCUAUCAACCUGAGCACUGGAGCUAGACAGUCUUACUCCGGACCUCCCACCUCGGACCAAGCCUCCACACAGCGAGAGUCAUACAGGGUGAGCACAGGGUCACUGCUCCAGGGAAAAAUGUUCAGGGAAAUGGAGUCUGACAUUCCCAGCAGCAAAGACUCAGAUGAUUCAGGGGAGUUUGAUGAUGAAGAGGAAGAUUUAAGUGACAGUCUGUCAGACUCUGGUAGUAACCUGGACACUGACUCUGAUAAUGAUGAAGAGGAUAUCAAAGAUGAAGAAAUGGAUACUGACACAGAGAGCCACACACUGAACAUGCCACUUAAACUCACAAAAAGCCCAACUUCUUUAACGGGCCCUUCAACUGGCAAGAUCAACAGGUCCAGUUCACUUAACCUGCCAAUUCAUAAAUCUGCUAAGAUUCUGCAAACUGUGAAUAGAUCCUGGGCUCUGACCUAUCACAGCCCCUCAAGCUCAUCAUGUGUGACCACACCCCCAGCAAAAAGAAGAAGAGUGACAGAUGAGCAGGCACUGCGUAGGCCUCUCGAACAUGGGUGGAAAAGAGAAACCCGCAUAAGAAAUAUCUGCGGGCGUGUGCAGGGAGAAGUGGCCUACUAUGCUCCCUGUGGAAAAAAACUCAAGCAGUACCCAGAUGUUAUGAAGUACUUAGCAAGAAAUGGAAUAAAUGAAAUCACACGUGACCAUUUUAGCUUCAGUGCUAAAAUAAGGGUUGGCAACUUCUAUGAAGCUCGAGAAGGACCUGAGGGUUUGCAGUGGUGCUUGCUGAAAGAGGACGAGGUUGUUCCUUGCAUCUUGGCAAUGGAGACACAUCGAGGACGUCCUAAGAGUCUGGAGCUUCAGCGUACUGAUGAUCCCUUCCAUUCUCACCAAAGGAAAAGAAGACCAACUAGUUUGGGUGACACUGACGUGGCUAAUGCUACAUUGAUUAAACUACAGCGGAAACUAGAGGCACAGGAGAUUGCACGGCAAGCUGCUCAGAUAAAGAUGAUGAGAAAGUUGGAAAAACGGGCUCUUGCACAAGCUGCUAAAGAGGCCAAAAGACAGAAAGCCCUGCUGGCAGCAGAGGAGAAACGCAAGCAGAAAGAGCAGCUGAAGAUUCUGAAGCAGCAGGAGAAGGUCAGGAGACUUGAACAAAUGCGUGUCGAGAAGGAGCUUCGAGCGCAGCAGAUACUCGAGGCAAAAAGGAAAAAGAAGGAGGAGGCCAUCAAUGCAAAAACGGUAGAAGCUGAGAAACGAAUGAAGGAGAAGGAACUGCGCAGACAACAGGCAUUCAUUCUGAAGCAGCAGGAAUUGGAGAGGCAUAGACUAGAAAUGGUAUGGGAGCGAGAGAGGCGAAAGCAGCACAUGAUGCUGAUAAAAGUUAUGGAGGCUCGGAAGAGAGCUGAGGAAAGAGAACGCCUGAAGCAGGAGAAGAGAGAUGAGAAACGGCUAAACAAAGAGCGCAAACUGGAGCUCAGGAGGCUGGAGCUCGAGAUGGUUAAAGAGCUGAACAAACCCAAUGAAGACCUGUGUCUGCCAGAUCAGAAGGCUCUGCCUGAGCUGUCGCGGUUACCAGGUCUUCUGUUACCGGAUAGCUGUUUUGGCGACUGCCUGAUGGUGAUGCAGUUCCUCCGCUGUUUUGGGAAGGUGCUGCGUUUGGACCGCAAUAUUAAGCUGCCCACCCUUCACAUGCUGCAGGCAGGACUUCUCAACCUGUGCCCCAGUGCAGCUCAGCUGCAGGAUCUGCUCAUAGGCCUGCUUUCUGCUGCAGUGUGUGAUCCAGGCUUUCCACCAGGAUCAAUGGCUAAAACAGCUCUUGGUGAGCAUGUUUCCAGUGUGGAGAUAAACCGAGAGAACAUGUCAGAGAUUUUGCAGAUCUACAUGGCCGCUCACUGCAGUCAGACAGACCUCUCUCUGCUGGUAGAAAGUUUAAAGACAAAAGGCUUUCAGGCACACACCCCAACUCAGAAAGCCUCCAUCAUGGCUUUCUUGGUCAAUGAGCUGGCCAGCAGCAGGAGUGUGGUUGCGGAAAUUGACAAAAGUAUUGAGCAUAUGACAAACCUACGGAGAGAAAAAUGUGUCAUUGAGAGUAGCCUUCGCAAACUGAGAGGCAUCUAUGCUAAGCGGACCGGGAAGCGUGAUAGCAGUGUAGGAGGCGAAGAGAGCCAGGCUUUAGGAACACCUACCAACGGUCACAAACGCAAGAGAAAGGUCGGUGGCAUUGAGGAAGAUGAUGAUGAGGACGAUGACAGUAAUGAUCAAGGAGAGGAGGAGGAGGAUGAAGAGGAAGACGGAGGGAAGAAACGAAAGAAAACUGAGACAUGUGAGGAAGAGGAUGAUGAGGAUCAAACAGCCAGUGUAGAAGAGCUAGAGAAACAGAUCGAGAAAUUAACCAAGCAACAGCUUCUGCUCCGGCGUAAACUGUUUGAGUCCUCACACUCCCUGCAGUCGAUGAUGCUAGGACAGGAUCGCUAUAAGAGACGCUACUGGGCCCUUCCUCAUUGUGGAGGGGUGUUUGUUGAGAGUACAGUGAGUAGAGAGGAUCCACAAGGGGUUCAGCAAGAGUCUGAGAAGUUGCAGAGUACUCAGUGGAUUUCAGUGAAAGAGGAACCCACAGAAAUACCAGCUAAGAAACCUCAUGACAGCCCACAGACUAAGCAUGAAAAUGCUUCUCAGGAUAUCCAGCAGGAGAAUGGCUUGUUCAAUCUGUUCCUGCAGAAGCCAAGCUCUUUUUCCAAACUCAGCAAACUGCUCGAGGUAGCGAAGAAGUCCGGCAGUGAUCCUCAAGGUGUAAUUUCCGCUGUUCCCCACUUACCUUCAAACACUUCAACAGUGUUACUCAACAGCCUCUCUACUAACAUAAACCAGGAAAUAAAAUCGGAGGUCAGCACUCUCCUACUAAACCAUGCCCAUAUAGACAACCUGCAGCAUCCUCUGCACAGUGACCAACUCUAUCGGGCUCUGGCAGAGAAACAUUGUCACUGGUUCAGCCUGCUGCCACGUUCACCAUGUGACAAGUUUACUUUGACAACCAGUUCUCCAAAUCCAUCAUCCUGCAGUGCCAAAGCCUCAUCACCUACAACCAGCAACAGCAUGACCCAGUCUACCUCUGCUUUCUCCGGCAAUAGUCAGAAUACCACCUCUUCUGUCAGCCCCUCUGCUACUGCAUCAGUCAGUAACAUUUUGAUAAAAGAACUUCAGAUGAAAAACAUGAUGGGUCUGCCUUUUUCUCUCUGGCAACCUGAAGCGAUGAGUGCAAAUAUGUCCUUAAAGGGCAUGUUCCCAAGACUAGGGGACCCCCUCUUGACCACCAGUAUGGCCACCAGUAACAGUGAGUCCCCAGUACCAAAGAGUGAGAAAUCUCCUGCUCUAGAAAUGGUCAAAAGCCAGGACUUACCCACCCCACAGCCUAUUCCAGAAGAGAUGCUCACCGGGUGGUGGAGGGUGUCCAGUUCUGAAGAGCUAGGCCGUAUAGUGAGUGCCUGUCACCCGCGUGGGAUCAGAGAAAGACUCCUACAGAAACAAAUCCAGAAACACAUGGAGUUCCUCACUCAAGUCUGUGCCAAGAACAAAGAUGCUGCCGUGAUUGAUGUAUGUGAGCUGGAGCAGAGCCAGGUGUGUGAGGAGACUGUGCAGAGAUGGUGUGUUGAGGAGCAUGCCAUGGAUAUGGACAUUGCUGUGCUGCAACAGGUGGAAGAGCUGGAGCGCAGAGUCACCUCUUCCAGCCUACAAGUUAAAGGCUGGAUGCCCACAGAGCCACAGUCGGAGAGGGAAGACCUGCUCUAUUACGAGCACAAGGCUGUAGGCAAGAAUGAAAGCACAGACAUUGUGCGACGUGCCAAUAACCCACUGGACGUUGCAGUGGUGCGCCUGUUUGAGCUCGAAAGGAACAUCGAGAGAAGGUACCUGAAGAGUCCCUUAAGCACCACCAUCCAGGUCACUCUGGAUAACCGGGGUAUAGUUAGCAUACCGGCUCCAGCAACAACAGCUAGUGCUGAGUGUGAUGGAGGUGUAGAAGAAUUGGCACCUGGGAUGAAGCUGUGGAGGAAAGCCCUGCAUGAAGUGCGUAGUGGUGCCCAGCUUUCAAUCUGUCUGCAGCAGUUACAGCGUUCUAUUGCGUGGGAGAGAUCCAUCAUGAAAGUGUACUGCCAGUUAUGCCAGAAGGGGGACAAUGAAGAGCUGCUGCUGUUGUGUGAUGGCUGUGAUAAAGGAUGCCACACGUACUGCCAUAAUCCCCAAAUCACUACUAUCCCUGAGGGAGAUUGGUUCUGCCCUUCCUGCAUAGCCAAGGCAAGUGACUCGCCUCAGAAGAGUAAGAAGCAGGCCAGUCGCAACAGCGGAGGGGGCGACAAACCGUCUGGAGCCAAACGCAGCAAGAAAGCCUGUGUGACAGGAGACGGCUCAGAGAAUGACACAGCCAGCACCAGUGCCAACAGCACACCCAAGAAAGGAGGAAAGGAGAAAAGGAAAAGAAAAAUGGAGGACAGCGUAUGCACCAACACCACUACGCAGGAAAUUUCUAAAGCAACCCGAGACAACAGUAAAGACCUGGAGCUCUGCAGAUUGCUUUUGGCAGAGCUGCAAACUCAUCAGGACGCCUGGCCAUUUAUGACCCCGGUCAAUCCCAAAUCAGUCCCUGGAUACCGCAAAGUCAUCAAGAAACCCAUGGACUUCUCCACCAUACAGGAGAAACUUUCCAACAGCCAAUACCUGAAUCUGGAGACGUUUAUCAUUGACGUUAACUUGGUUUUCGAGAACUGUGAAAAGUUCAACGAGGAUGAUUCAGACAUUGGACGAGCGGGACACAGUAUGAGGAGGUUUUUUCAGCGCAGAUGGACCGAGCUCUUGAAACGGAUCAACUAAAAUCUACUGAGAGGAAAGUCUCUGACGAAUGCAGUUGACUUUAAAUCUGUGAUCAAGCAAGGCCUCUUCAAAUUUAUCCUUUACCCACUCACAUCACUGGUUUCCAUAAUGAGCUGUACAAGCAGUUCAGCAAGUCCUCAUGGUUGAUAUGGUGCGGUUUGAUGACGUUUCCAAUAAAAUAGGGUGUCUCUUUAAGUGCAAUACAAAUUCUGUUUCUUUACAGAACUUUUAUCAUUUACAGAUGGGACUGAUAAGAACUUUCCACUCUGUAAAAUAUACUCGAUGUUCUCCCCCCCCCCCUUUUUCUAAUAUAAAGUUUACUAUUAUAGUGAAUGUAUUGUAUUUUUUUUUUUUAUUUAUAAUUAAUUUGGUAUUCUUUUUCUAUGAAAAGGAAGAACAUUUUAAAAUGCAUUAAAGCAUUUUUACUGAAAUAUAUAUAUUUAAAAAAAAUGUUUACACUGUUAUGGUGCUUUAAUGGUACCAGGAAACUUGUCACAGUAUUGCUGUAAAACUGAAUUAGCAAAAAAAAUGUUUUGACCAUUGAAGAACAGAGACUAGUAGAAGUGUGUACAUAGUGUCUACAUGUCUAACAAUAUGUAUGUGUGCAAUUUUGCAAACAUGUUCUUUGCCAUUUAUUUUUUUUUCUGUUGUAUGUAAGUAGCAUUACUUUUAAAAUCUUAAUUUAAUGCAGAAAAUGAGAAAGAAAGAAAAGCGAUCAUACUGGGACUGAAUCAAAAUGCCAAAAUACACAAACGUAUGAAUCUAGAAAGAGUUGAAAUUUAGCAUAGCGCGUAAUGUGUUGCGAUAUAGUAUUAAUCUGUGGGGUUGUAAAAGUAUGGUUAAAUCAUAGAGUUGAUGUUUAGGCAUGGAGCAUAGAGAAAGUGUAGCAUUAAGGCAUCUCAUGGCAUUAAUGUGUAGACAUGAGGUUUGAAACAUAGCAAUGAAUCUUAUUUGAAGUACACGUUUUAUUUUUUAGUUCAAGUUGGUGCAAAAUGUUGAUAUGAGAUGUAGCACUUUUUUUUUUUUUUUUUUAAUAAAAAUUGAAACAAAGCAGCUUUACAGAAAUCCAGGUAUAGGUCUUGUUGCUCCAGGUAUAGAGACAACAGGAUCAUGUAAAAAUCUCCAUGAGAACACAUUACAGAGGGGACCAAAAAAAAAAAAACCUUUUCUGGGCAACACUAGAUAUGAUUUGAUAGGCAGGAAGUACAGAUAUUCAUCUGGGGGUUGUGAGAACACAAAACAGGUCAUGGUAAUAGUUUUGGGUGCGUUUGAAGUGUGUCGUGCUUUAAUUGUUCAUAUAGAAUGGAAUUCUUAUGCUACAGAUGAACACUCCUUUCCCAGAAAUGAGUGGAUUAGAGCGCUUUUAAAGAGUGUGCAGUCAUAAAGUGUCAUCGUGGGAGAUAGUCAGUGGUAUAAAUUUAUUAACAUGAUAUGGAAAGUAGUUCGCAUAGAGUACAAGGACAUUCAGAGUCUAUCAGUACAGUAAGUGAUAAGAGACCAGGUGAUGUUAUCCACUGCAUCAGCAAGAUAAGUUAUAAGCAUAGAAGUUCUUGGGUACCUAACGGAGGCUGGGUUAAACAAAACUGCACACAAGAACAAAAUCUUAUUACAGCAUGCAUGCUCUAGUGUUGUUUCUGUGUAAAUGGAGACUCCACCAGGCCUAGGGACGACCGCAUGAAUAAACAGUAGCACCAGGACAAGUACAAAUACUACAACUCCCUGAGACUUAUCCUAUAACGUAUCCUAUGAAGCACCAUCAACAAAUCUGAUGAUUACAUGAGAAAGCUGGUGCAACAGAGCUCUAUGUCUAAUACCUCACAGAUUUUCACAUGGAAUUAAAGCCUAGACUGGAGCUGCCUCUGUAUCCUAAACAUAUUAGAAAGGCUAUUUCAUUGCUGGUGAACUUCAUAGAAAAUAAAGGCUCCAUUCUGGACUAAUUGGAUGCAGCUAUUGGAACAGCCAGGAUUAAAGUAUCUAACCAAAAGUAGUAAAGGUGUAAACUAAUUUAUUCUACAGCAUGUAAUAAUAUAUCCCUGCCUGUUGGAUCUAAAGAUUGUUGUGGCCACUGUGUGCUUAAAAUGACCAUAAAGCAGUUACAGAAGAUAAAUGGAUACAUUCAUUCCAUUCAUUCAUCUUCAGUAAGCACUUUAUCUUGGUCAGUUUCAUGGUGGAACCAGAGGAUCCAGAGCCUCCUGUAAAACUGGAUGGGAAUACACCCUGGAUUUGACUUACUAUAAAGUAGAAACUUCAGCAUACUCAGUCCACUUUCCAGCAUGCAUUUGGGCAGCAGAAGGAAACCAGAGAACCCCGAAAAACCCAACACAGACGCGAGGAGAACAUCUGAAACUCCACACAGAUAGUAACUGGGAUCGAACCUGGAGCUGUAUCAUUGGAUAACUGAAUGUUUUAUAUAUAAUCACUGCUAGAGACUGUUGGCAUCAAUGUUUCAGUGGCUUUUGUUUUUUUUACCGUACUAA
This is a messenger RNA of Hemibagrus wyckioides, 15416 nucleotides long. Its product is annotated as bromodomain adjacent to zinc finger domain protein 2B. Bases 6445 to 12939 code for a protein of 2164 amino acids. The transcript is spliced from 37 exons. Lineage: Eukaryota; Metazoa; Chordata; Actinopteri; Siluriformes; Bagridae. The record is from RefSeq and is a predicted model, not a curated record. Gene Ontology annotation, molecular function: protein binding; DNA binding.